AUGGACACGCGCGGCCUCCGUCAUUUGAAGAGCUACCUCGGCAAGGAGGGUGAACAGCUGGCCAGGGCAAAGCGAGCCAGCGAUGUCGUUCCCGUCCUUGCUGCCCGGCAGGCGGCGGCAGCGGCAGCAGCUCGAGCGACAGCUGCCGACGUGACCACUGUUUCGAACACGGUUCCAGCACCGCUCUCGCCCUCCGUCAUGAAGUACCUGGGAGGCCGUCUCGCGAGUGGAGCGACGCAUAAGCUCUCUCGCACCCAGAUGGCUCUGGCGGCCGCCCUCGCAGCACCGGGCGCUCCCUCUACGCGGGGUCACGCGGAGGGUUCAGAGAAUGGCGAGACCGCCCUUGCGGUUACUCGUGCGAAGGUGGCUGACAUGGCUGCGGCGGUGGACACGCUCGCGGUCUCGGCGCUGGAGCUCGCCGCACGCCGCGCUGCUGAGGACACCGAGGCGCGUAGAAGCACCGCAGAGAGCUCCUCUCUCUUUGUCCUAGUCGACACCAGCAGCGAGGCGGCUGAAGUUGCAGGGCAGCUAGAGGGGCGCUACGGGCUAACUGUCCUCUUGCUUAGGGACGACAACGCCUGCCGCCAUCCGACUUUCCCGUCCCCUGCCAGUAGAGCGGGCGUAAGUACGCUAAGGGGCACCACCUCGAAGACGCCGGCGGCCGAACGGCGCAAGACGAAGUCCAACUCGCGGACGGUCGACGAGGUGGCGCCGAAGGACGAGGCCACGGAGAGUACCCCAGCGUUAGCGGGUGCGGUGGUCGUGGUGGUGGCGACGCCUGCAGCGUUCCUCGCAGUGGACCGCCGCAGCGCUAUUUGGAAGUUCAUUGGCAGCUGCGCACUUCUGCUCCGUCGUGCGCCGACGCACACCGGCUCUCUGCUGCACACGCUUAAGGGCAUCAAGGCAGCAGCGUCUUCUUCCCCAACCAAGACCACACCACACGCGCUCAACGCGCAGCGGUGGGCCUGCAUCGGCCACGUUCCGGCAAUCGCUGUUCUGGCGGCAGAGCAGAAAUGGCUGACUGAGCCGGAGCUGGACCUGCUGACAACACUGCGUGUAGAACGCCAUGUUGGCAGCGGUGUGGGUGUGGUGAGUAAGUCCACCGAAGCCUCCGUCUCCAGCGCUGUCGCGGCCCUUCGAGCACCAGUGACGGUUCACUACGCUGUGGCGCAGGGAACGCAUCGCUUUCAGUUUCUCUUUGGUCUGCUGAAGGGCCUGGCGCCUCACCGCGGCAUCGUCGUACACGUCGCCACGCGCGAGUGCGUGGCCUUCCUCUACGACACUCUCUACUCCUUGGUGGGUGAGCUGCCAUCACAUGUGCAACUGCUGAGUGACUACGAGGGUGCGAGUGCGUACACAAACAUGCACACCACCGCUGACCGCCAGCGGCUUUGCGUCGCCUUUGACUCAACGGUCGAGUCGGGCCAAAAUGGCAAGACGGCGGCGGUGCUCCUGUCCUGCCACGGACUUGUCCCACGGCGCGGUUCUGUCUUCCUGCAGUACGACGUCAUUCCCGACCUCCUCAACUACAACCAAUUCAUAGCUGAGGUACUGUCGCCCGGUGCAGUUGCGGCCGACGCGGGCAAUGAUGCCGGAGGCACCGCACCGUCUGCAGCAGCCGAGGUGGCGGUGCGGCGGGAGAGGAUGGCUCGCCGGCGCAAGCGCAGUACCUCUCCUACCCCAGCUCCCGUGGCAGCGCGGAGGGUGGGCGCGGACGCUGCGAACUCCGCUGCAGACGCCUCCUCGGGAAGCAAGGCGGCGAUCCCUGCAGCGGUGAACUACACACAUAUUCUGCUCCUCUUUCGUCCGAACGAAGUUGCUGGGGCGCUGCGCCACCUGCGCCGAGACGGGGCCAGCCGCUACCGACUCGAAUUUCGCGAGCUCGGCCCUCGGGCAGGUGGUCGCUACUUCCUUAUCGGUGAAAAGCUCAAGUCGAUGAACAAGAAGCUUUUUCCUGUCCAGAACGCAGCCUACGAUGCCUACAAGGCCACCAUGCGCACCUACAGCACCAUUGGGCCGCGCGAUGUGUACGACGAGACGAAGGUGAGCCUGGAGAAGGUUGCGGAGGAGUUCGGCUACACGGAGCUGCCGCUGCUCGACCUCCGCCUGAAGGACACGGUUUUUCGUCCCAAGGAGGACUAUUACCGUGCUGCUCGGCAGAAGCAGGAUGCGGAACGCCGUGCCUACAAGGCGUUUGUGCAGGGGAACAUCGUUGGUGAGUCCCCAGAAGAGCACGUCGCUGACAGUGUCGCGUAA
Messenger RNA from Leishmania major strain Friedlin, 2256 nucleotides. RefSeq lists its product as hypothetical. The record is from RefSeq and is a predicted model, not a curated record. The coding region runs from base 1 to 2256 and encodes 751 amino acids. Lineage: Eukaryota; Euglenozoa; Kinetoplastea; Trypanosomatida; Trypanosomatidae. The transcript has a single exon.